Messenger RNA from Sclerotinia trifoliorum, 1161 nucleotides. The record is from the annotation of a GenBank genome assembly. Lineage: Eukaryota; Fungi; Ascomycota; Leotiomycetes; Helotiales; Sclerotiniaceae.
AACCACCAAAAGAGUCAUAGAAAACCUCUCAAGACACUAAUUGAUCAAUAUUUGUCAAUAUCACCAUACAAGGAAAUAUUUUUUCAAUAAAUCAUUCCAUCAUCCGAUAUUGAUGAAAAUAUAGUUUCUUCAUCGGCUCAUUCCUUUCAAUAGUCCAGGGUCGGUCCAUCACAGCGGUAACUAAACUGGUAAGCCGAAUAGCUAGUACGCAUCAGUCAACAUGGCAAAAAAGCAAGCUGCUGGGGAGAAUAGCAGAAAGGCAGCAGGAAACGCCAAGAAAGCUGAAGUCGCCGCGGCGAAAGCGGCAGUUGAGAACAAUAAAAAGGCUCAAGUAGAGGCCGAGGAAUGGAGUAAGGGAGCAAAGAGCAAUUCAAAGGCGUGAGUCCGAAUGGCUGAUUUCAUCUUAAGCUACCCUGCACAUCACCCGACCAAUGUGCUAACGUAGGAUUGAACGAUAGUGAAACUGCAGCUGCCAAAAAAGCAGAAGCAGAUCGGAAAAAAGCAGAAAAGGAAGCUUUGUUGAAGGCUGAGGAAGCUGAUGCUCCUUCUGGUCCGAAGAAUUCGAAGAAAGCCGAAAAGAAGCCUGCCGUUAAAAGGGGUCUCGACCUAUCACAACUUGACGAUUCCCCUACUAGUGCUAGCCCAACGUCUGCUUUGAAUGCUUCCGGUAUCGAUAACGCGUUGGAUGCAUUGGCAUUGACAUCAAACACGAAGGAAAAGGUUGACAGACAUCCAGAAAGGAGGUUUAAGGCUGCUUAUGCGGAAUUCGAAGAAAGGAGGUUGGCCGAAAUGGAUCAGGAUGGUAGCGGAGCGGGACUAAGGAAGAACCAAAGGCAAGAGAGGAUCAGGAAAGAGUUUGAGAAGAGUCCUUUGAAUCCUUUUAACCAGGUCACCGGAAACUAUGAUUCAACAAAGGACGAGUUGGAAGAGAUUAGGCAGGGCGUUAAAGCCAAUGCCGAGUCAAGGCUAGCAGGCAACUAGCUAGUUCUAAGCUUGUGGUUGUCAUGUGUGCGGCGACUUGCUAGCCAAAACUAUCGUGGGUUUGGGCUUUUUGGCGAUUAAAACGAUACCAGCAAUGCAGGCAAGCACCCAGUAAUGGUAGAGAGAGAAUGAAUGAUAUCCAUGAUUACAUGCAAAUUCACUCGUGCGACUAACCGUAUU